This is a messenger RNA of Pseudopodoces humilis (Tibetan ground-tit), 4355 nucleotides long. The record is from RefSeq and is a predicted model, not a curated record. NCBI's taxonomy places the organism in Eukaryota, Metazoa, Chordata, Aves, Passeriformes, Paridae.
GGCGCCGCGCCUGCCCUGAGCCCCCCCAUGCGCCGGCGAUGAUGAUGGCGCGCAAACAAGAUGGCCGCACGCCCACCUACAACGUCAGCGUGGUGGGGCUGUCCGGCACCGAGAAGGAGAAGGGCCAGUGCGGCGUCGGCAAAUCCUGCCUGUGCAACCGCUUCGUGCGGCCCGGCGCCGACGACUUCCACUUGGAGCACACGUCCGUCCUCAGCACCAGUGACUUUGGGGGCAGGGUGGUCAACAAUGACCACUUCCUCUACUGGGGCGAGGUGGCGCGGCCGCUGGAGGAGUGCGUGGAGUGCCGGAUCCACGUGGUGGAGCAGACGGAGUUCAUCGACGACCAGACCUUCCAGCCCCACCGCAGCACGGCGCUGCAGCCCUACAUCAAGAGGGCGGCGGCCACCAAGCUGGCGUCGGCCGAGAAGCUCAUGUACUUCUGCACCGACCAGCUGGGCUUGGAGCAGGACUUCGAGCAGAAGCAGAUGCCCGACGGCAAGCUGCCGGUGGACGGCUUCCUGCUGUGCGUGGACGUCAGCCGCGGCAUGAACCGCAACUUCGACGAGCAGCUCAAGUUCGUGUCCAACCUCUACAACCAGCUGGCCAAGACCAAGAAGCCGGUGGUGGUGGUGCUGACCAAGUGCGACGAGGGCGUGGAGCGCUACAUCCGCGACGCCCACGCCUUCGCGCUGGGCAAGAAGAACCUGCAGGUGGUGGAGACCUCGGCGCGCUCCAACGUCAACGUGGAGCUGGCGUUCGGCACGCUGGUGCAGCUGGUGGACCGCAGCCGCGGCAAGGCCAAGAUCAUCCCCUACUUCGAGGCGCUGAAGCAGCAGAGCCAGCAGAUCGCCGCCGCCAAGGACAAGUACGAGUGGCUGGUGAGCCGCGUGGUGAAGAGCCACCACGAGGCCUGGCCCGGCGCCAGCCGCAAGAUGCAGCCGGCGCCCGAGUUCCAGGAGUACGUCUACCUGGAGGGCACCCACAAGGCCAAGAAGCUCUUCCUGCAGCACGUGCAGCGCCUCAAGCAGGAGCACAUCGAGCGGCGCCGCAGGGUCUACCUGGCGCUGCUGCCGCAGGCGCUGGACGCCCUGGUGCCGGACCUGGACGAGAUCGACCGCUUGAGCCGCGCCAAGGCCGAGAAGCUGCUGGAGGCCAAGCCCGACUUCCUCAAGUGGUUCGUGGUGCUGGAGGAGACGCCGUGGGACGCCACGAGCCACGUGGACGACGUGGACAACGAGCGCAUCCCCUUCGACCUGCUGGAGACGCCGGCGGGCGAGCAGCUCUACGAGGCCCACCUGGAGAAGCUGCGCGACGAGCGCAAGCGCGCCGAGAUGAGGAGGGCGUUCCGCGAGAACCUGGAGAGCUCGCCCUUCGUCACGCCCGGGAAGCCCUGGGAGGAGGCCAGGAGCUUCAUCAUGAACGAGGACUUCUACCUGUGGCUGGAGGAGCCCGUCUACAUGGACAUCUACGGCAAGCACCAGAAGCAGCUGAUCGACAAGGCCAAGGAGGACUUCCAGGAGCUGCUGCUGGAGUACUCGGAGCUCUUCUACGAGCUGGAGCUGGACGCCAAGCCCAGCAAGGAGAAGAUGGGCGUCAUCCAGGAGGUUCUGGGCGAGGAGCAGCGCUUCAAGGCCCUGCAGAAGCUGCAGGCCGAGCGCGACGCCCUCAUCCUCAAGCACAUCCACUUCGUCUACCACCCCACCAAGGAGACGUGUCCCAGCUGCUCCUCCUGCGUGGACGCCCGCGUGGAGCAGCUGCUGGGCUCCCGCUUCUCGCGGCCGCCGCGCCCGGCGCCGGCCGACGCCGCCGCCGCCGACCGCCUCAACCUGGUCAUCCUGGGCAAGGACGGGCUGGCGCGGGAGCUGGCCAACGAGAUCCGCGCGCUCUGCACCAACGACGACAAGUUCGUGGUGGAGGGCAAGAUGUACGAGCUGGCGCUGCGGCCCAUCGAGGGCAACGUGCGGCUGCCGGUCAACGCCUUCCAGACGCCCACCUUCCAGCCCCACGGCUGCCUCUGCCUCUACAACUCCAAGGAGUCGCUGUCCUACGUGGUGGAGAGCGUCGAGAAGAGCCGCGAGGCGGCGGCGGCGGCGGCUCGGCGCGACGGGCACCCGGCGCAGCUGCCGCUGACGCUGGCGCUGGUGAACAAGCGCGGCGGCGGCGAGGCCGGCGGGGAGACGCUGCAGAGCCUGAUCCAGCAGGGCCAGCAGAUCGCCAGCAAGCUGCAGUGCGGCUUCCUGGAGCCGGCGGCGGCCGGCAGCGGCUACGGCCGCAACAUCAACGAGAAGCAGAUCGGGCAGGUGCUGAAGGGGCUGCUGGACGCCAAACGCGGCCCGGCCGCGGCGGCGGCGGCGGCGGCGGGCUCGGCGCCGGGGCCGCGCGAGGCGGCCGACGCCGACCUGCGGGUGGUGAUGUGCCUGAUGUGCGGCGACCCGGCGGGCGCCGACGAGGUGCUGCUGCCCAUCCUGCAGGCGCAGCCGUGCCGGCCGGCGCCCGGCGGCGGCGCCGCGGUGCUGCUGGAGCUGGCGGUGGGCUCGCAGCGGCGCCGCGUGGAGCUGUCGCUGCUGUCCUACCACGCGUCCUUCGGGCUGCGCAAGAACCGCCUGGUGCACGGCUACAUCGUCUGCUACGCCGCCGGCCGCCGCGCCUCGCUGGCCACGCUGCGCGCCUUCCUGGCCGACGUGCAGGACAUCGUGCCCGUGCAGCUGGUGGCGCUGAGCCACGGCCCGGCUGAGGCGGCCGACGGCGAGCUGAGCCGCGAGCAGCUGGCCGAGGGCGAGGAGAUCGCGCAGGACAUCGAGGCGCGCUUCGCGGCGCCGGCCUGCGGGCAGCACCGCCUGGACGCCUUCCAGCCCUUCUUCAAGGACGCGCUGGACAAGAAGAACAUGGUGGAGGCCGCCCACAUGUACGACAACGCCGCCGAGGCCUGCGGCGCCGGCGAGGACGUCUUCAACUCGCCGCGCGCCGGCUCGCCGCUCUGCAACUCCAACCCGCCCGACUCCGAGGAGGACGCCGAGGCGCCGCCGGGGUACAGCCCCUUCCGCGAGGAGCCGGCGCCGCCCCGGGAGCUCUCCAAGCUGUCGGCGGAGUUGGAGGGCAACGACGCGCUGUCCUUCGUCUCGGUGCUGGGCGGCUUCGAGAGCAAGCUCAACAAUAAAAUCGCGCCGGUGCCGAAAGGCAAAGCCGAGCUGGCGUUCCUGGAGCAGGGCCGGCGGCGCUCGGUGUCGGCGUGGCCGGCCGGCGACUGCUUCGACCCGUCCGACUACGCCGAGCCCAUGGACGCGGUGGUGAAGCCGCGCAGCGAGGAGGAGAACAUCUACUCGGUGCCGCACGACAGCACCCAGGGCAAGAUCAUCACCGUGCGCAACAUCAACAAGGCGGCCUCCAACGGCAGCGGCAACGGCUCGGACAGCGAGAUGGACAGCGGCUCCCUGGAGCGCGGCCGCAGGGCUCCGGCCGCCGCCAAGCCGCUGCUGUACCGCGCCCGCUGCGCCCGGCUCGGCCGCUUCGCCGGCUACCGGCCGGGGCUGGGCGUGGGCAGCGACGACGAGCUGGGCCCGGGGAGGAAGAAGGACGAGGAGGUCGGAGGCCACGGGGGCUACAAGGGAGGGGACAACGCGGUGAUGGCCUUCGAGGCGGCCGACGGGGAGGAUCCGCGCAGGAGGAACAUCCUGAGGAGCCUCAGGAGACCCACCAAGAAGCCCAAGGCCAAGGCGCGGCCGUCGCUGUCCAAGGCGCCAUGGGAGAGCAGCUACUUCGGGGUGCCCCUGGCCAGCGUGGUCACCCCCGAGCGGCCCAUCCCCGUCUUCAUCGAGCGCUGCAUCCAGUACAUCGAGGCCAUCGACCACGGGCUGGACCUGGCCGAGAAGGAUUUCACCGUCAACGCCGUGGCCGGAGCCAUGAAAAGUUUCUUCUCGGAGCUCCCGGAGCCGCUGGUGCCGUACUCGAUGCAGCUGGAGCUGGUGGAGGCCCACAAGAUCAACGACCGGGAGCAGAAGCUCCACGCGCUCCGGGACGUCCUGAGGAAAUUCCCCCGGGAAAACUACGAGGUCUUCAAAUACGUCAUCGCGCACCUCAACAGGGUCAGCCAGCAGCACCGCGUCAACCUGAUGACCAGCGAGAACCUGUCCAUCUGCUUCUGGCCCACGCUGAUGCGGCCGGACUUCAGCACGAUGGAUGCGCUGACGGCCACCAGGACCUACCAGACAAUCAUCGAACUCUUCAUCCACCAGUGCCCCUUCUUCUUCCCGCUGCGGCCGCCCCCGGACACGCCCGGCUCGCCCGGCCCCGCCCCGGCCACGCCCUUCCCGCCCUCCCCCCCCCGGACGCCGUCGCCGGAGCCGCCGGAGCCCUGA